Molecule: messenger RNA, 855 nt
Organism: Acanthosepion pharaonis
Lineage: Eukaryota; Metazoa; Mollusca; Cephalopoda; Sepiida; Sepiidae
Source: the annotation of a GenBank genome assembly
AUGUCAAACCACUCUGAAUCACAGGUUCGCUUUUCUUUUCUUUUACAUGCUUAUUUCUUUAUUCUUUCUUUCUUUCUUUGCUUUUUCUUUUUCUUUGUUUAUUUCUAUUGCUUUUUGCUUCUUUCUUUUUCUUUCAUUUUUUCUAUCUAUCUAUCUAUCUAUCUAUCUAUCUAUUGCUUUUUUCCUUUUUCUAUUGUUUUUUCUUUCUUUCAUUCUUUCUUUCUUUCCUUCUACUGCAUUUUCUUUCUUUUCUUUCGAUUUCUUAUUUGUUUGUUUUCUUGCUUUAUCUUUUCUUUUUGUUCCGUGUUAAUUCUUUCUUUCUUUCUUUCUUUCUUUCUUUCUUUCUUUCUUUCUUUCUUUCUUUCUAGCGUUUAUUUCUUUUUUCUUUCUUACUUUCUUCCUAUUGCUUUUUCUUUUUCUUUCAUUCUUUCUUUCUGUCUAUCUGUCUUUUUUCUUUCUUCCUUUCUUUCUUCUUUUCUUUCUUUCUUUCUUUCUUUCUCUUUAUUGCUUGUUUAUUUUCUUUCAUUCUUUCUUUCUAUUGUUUUUCUUUUUUUAUUGCCUUUUCUUUCUUUCCUUCAUUCUUUCUUUCUUUCCUUCUAUUGCAUUUUCUUCAUUCUUUCUCUUUCUUAUUUCUUGUUCUUUCUUUGUUUCUUGUUCCUUCACUCUUUCUUUGUUCUUUUAACUUCUUUUUCUUUCUUUCUUUCUUUUUCUUUCUUUUACAUUUCCUUUCUUUCCUUCUUUCUUUCUUUCUUUUACAUUUUCUUUCUUUCUGUCUUUCUUUCUUUACGUUUUCCCGCUACUACUGUCGAGUCUAUCUAUCUAUCUAUCUAUCUAUCUAUCUAUCUAUCUAUAUAA